This is a messenger RNA of Purpureocillium lilacinum, 396 nucleotides long. RefSeq lists its product as uncharacterized. NCBI's taxonomy places the organism in Eukaryota, Fungi, Ascomycota, Sordariomycetes, Hypocreales, Ophiocordycipitaceae. Gene Ontology annotation, molecular function: fatty-acyl-CoA binding. The record is from RefSeq and is a predicted model, not a curated record. Gene Ontology annotation, biological process: fatty acid metabolic process.
AUGGCUCAGACCGAAGCUUUCCAGAAGGCCGUCGUCGACUCCAAGAAGCUGACGAGCAAGCCGAGCAACGACGAGCUGCUCGACCUCUACGCCCUCUACAAGGUCGCCAUCGGCGAGGACAUCUCCAAGGCCGCCGCCCCCGGCAUGUUUGACCUCAAGGCAAGCGCCCCCGUUCCCCCUUUUCCCAUCCAGCGCCUUGAUCACCCCGAGGCCCCUCCUUACCCUCGCUCCUUUCCGCUGCGCUAUGGCAAGGCCAAGAAGAACGCCUGGCAAAAGGUCGUCGACGAGGGCAUCACCGCCGAGCAGGCCCAGGAGCGGUACGUCGAGCUCGUCGAGAAGCUCAAGGUCUCGUGCGGCUACGACGAGAACAAGGAGCCCGAGGCUGUCGGCAACUAA